Molecule: messenger RNA, 852 nt
Organism: Boleophthalmus pectinirostris (great blue-spotted mudskipper)
Lineage: Eukaryota; Metazoa; Chordata; Actinopteri; Gobiiformes; Gobiidae
Gene: mrps23
Product: mitochondrial ribosomal protein S23
Exons: 5
Coding region: 39-599 (186 amino acids)
Biological process (GO): translation
Cellular component (GO): ribosome; mitochondrion
Molecular function (GO): structural constituent of ribosome
Source: RefSeq, a predicted model, not a curated record
GCCAACACCCGGAAAUAGGGUCAACACAUGAGAAAAACAUGGCGGGCAGCAGGUUAGAGAAAGUCGGGACUGUUUUUACCCGAGUCCGAGACCUGAUGCGGGCUGGGGUAAUGAAGCCCCACGAGAAGCCCAUUUGGUUUGAUGUUUAUGCAGCAUUUCCCCCAAAGAAAGACCCUCUGUAUGUCAAACCUCACUAUCGACAACCCACCAGACCCACAACGGACACUGUGCCUGAGAUUUUCUACCCUGAAGACGUCAUCAGAGCAAAAUUUUAUAAAGUGUAUGGGGCCGGACCUCGGGCGCUGGAUUUAUCCAAGUCUAAAUUUGUAUCUGUUUGUCAAAGGUUCGUAGAGCAGUACGAGGAGCUAAAGAACAGCACAGACCUGGAUGACGACGCUUUAUUUGAAGAAACUGGAAAGCGAUUACUGGCUCAAGGCAUCAUUCUAAGACGGAGAGGAGCCGCCACAGUGGUGCCAGAGAACAAGGACACAGUGCUGGACCUGAAGCUGACUGAUAUGUUAGCAGAGCAGCAGUCUGUAACAACAGAAGAAGAAGAAACGACAACAACGACCAAUUCAGCUCCACAGACAACAGUAUGAUCUGAAAAAAUACAAAACCCAUGAACUUUAUAAGAAUGAUUUUAUUCAUUGUAUUUCCAAAAUGCCACAAAACUCUUAGAAAACAGUGAAUUCAGUUUCAAAUGCUCAGCAAUAUGGUAAUACAUCUGGUAAUACAUACAUUUUCAUCAAAGCUCUGACAGAUAACUAAAACCACUUUGACAGUUUAUUUAUUUUACACAAAAGAAAAACAUUUGUCAGUUUGUUCUUGUAAUAAAUGUGAAAGUGCUCAGUC